Rhagoletis zephyria (snowberry fruit fly) is the source of this 1773-nucleotide messenger RNA. The record is from RefSeq and is a predicted model, not a curated record. Lineage: Eukaryota; Metazoa; Arthropoda; Insecta; Diptera; Tephritidae.
AUGGCCGACUAUUUAGCCUCCAUCUUUGGCACUGAAAAGGACAAAGUCAACUGCUCCUUCUACUUCAAGAUCGGCGCCUGUCGACAUGGAGAGAGGUGCUCUCGCAUUCACAAUAAGCCCACCUUUAGUCAGACUAUUCUCCUGCAGAAUCUGUAUCAGAAUCCGCAAAAUGUGACGCAGUCGCUGGAUCCGCUGGGCAAAGGUAUUGUGCGCGUCAACACGAUGAGCGAGGAGGACGCCCAGGAGCACUUUGACGACUUCUUCGAGGACGUCUUCGUCGAGCUGGAGGACAAGUACGGCGAAAUUGAGGAGAUGAACGUCUGCGACAACCUCGGCGACCAUCUCGUGGGCAAUGUAUACGUCAAGUUUCGCAGCGAAGAGGACGCCGAACGGGCGGUGAAUGAACUGGGCAACCGCUGGUUCGGCGGACGGCCGAUUCACGCCGAACUCUCGCCGGUGACCGACUUUCGCGAGGCCUGCUGUCGGCAGUAUGAAAUGGGUGAGUGCACCCGCAGCGGUUUCUGCAACUUCAUGCACCUGAAGCCGAUUUCGCGAGAGCUGCGCCGUGAACUGUACGGCCGAAGACGGGCGGCCGCUCUGGAGCGACGAAUUGCCAGUUACAUUGGCGGCGGCGCUGACCGCUCGAUUACCGCCAACACUACCCGAAGAGGCGGCGGUAUGGACCUGGAGCGCAGUCCCUUUGGCCGAGACGAUGGCUACUCUCGCUCUUCGCGGGACCGAGACCGAGGCGACCGAGGUGGUGGUCGAGGAAGUGACCGAGGAGGAGAGACUAGGCGACGUGAAAGUCGGGACCGAGACCGAGACUCUCGACGUCGUCGUGGCCGAAGUGGCUCUCGCGAUGUGCCCUCUACCUCAUCUUCCUCAAAGCGCCGACGCUCCCGAUCUCGGUCCAAGGAGCGCAGCAGCAGCCGAAGCAAAAAGCACGCCGGAAGCAGCAGCAGCGGAAGUCGAAGUCGAGGUGAUCGUGGCGAUCGUGAACAUCAUCAUCGAACUGACCGAGGUGAGAAUGGUAAACUCGUCGUUAAGCGAGAAAUUGUUGAGGAGGAGGAGGAGAAGGUGCAAGUGUCCUGGACUGAGAACGUCGUGGCUAAUGUUGACAUUGUUAAAAUCGAACCCAAAGAUGACGUGACGGAGGGAGCGGCUGGAGCUGGUGGAAACGACCACAACGACAACAGCAACAACGAAAACUCAGCUGAUGACUUCGGCAGCUACAAUCCGGCACCGCCGCCAGCGUUGAAGAGAGAAGAUGAGGAGUACGCUGGAUAUGCUGAUCAUCAUCAUCACCCCCAGCAGGACUCUUAUGCUAAUGGAGGAGCUGCUGGAGGAGUGGCAGCGGCUGAAGAGGAGGAGGACAGCUCCAGAUACGGCGGCGGUGGUGGUGGUGGUCAUUAUCAGCAGCAGCAGGAGGAUCCACAGGCAAGUGAGGACCUAGAGGAGCACUACCUUCAGCAACUUCACCAGCAGCGACAGCAGCACCAACAACAGCAGCAGCAACAACAGCAGCAGCAUUAUCCACAGCCAAGGGAGGCGAACUCAGAGGAGUUCUACCGUGAGCGAUUUCACCACCGACAACUGGAGGAGGAGGAGGAGUUAAACGAUGUGUUCGCCGAAGGGGCGGUCAAGGUGGAACGGGAAGAGGACGGCGGUACUCAGCUGUACAAUGAUGACUCCAAUUCGAACUCGAACAGCAAUCAGAUGAUGGCCAACUACGGCUACGCCUACACCGGUGGUGAAGAUGAUGAUGAAAAUUGA